GGCGUCGAGACGGGUGUUGUUUAUUAAGCUUAUUGUGAGAAGAAAAAAACGUAAGAAAGUUGAUAUGAUUUAGCUACGUUAGUAGCCAAGUCGUAUUCAAAUCUGCUAACGAGCGAGGUGUAAAGAAUUUAGGGACGUAACAAUUUAUGAGACCAGGAAAAGAACUCUAAAGGCUCGUUUCUCCGAAUGUCCUGCGUUAAAUCAAGUAACAGCAACAUGUUGUGCGAUUUGUGCAACGAGAAAGCAGUGACGAGAUGUCCACAUUGUAAAAUUGCUCAGUAUUGUGGCCCGGAACAUCGAAAGAGCGACUUGAAACUUCAUAAGAAAAGGUGUAUGGGAUUGCCUUCAGUGGAACAGGAACGACAAUUUAGGGAAACUAAAUUAAAUGGUUACACUCAGAUAGACUUACUUCAAAACAGGUUUUACGAGCGAGCGAAAUAUGUCGUGGAUACAUUGAGAAAACAAGGUUACUGUUAUCUAGACGAUUUUCAUGGCGAAGUCACUGCUCUUUCAAUCCUCAGCGAAGUUAAGAACUUACAUCAAAGGGAGAAGUUUACAGACGGAGAAUUAGUUUCUUCGAAUGGCAAUGGUAGUAUGUUGAACAAGAAAAUACGAGACGAUAAGAUAGCUUGGAUAGAUGGCAAAGAAGAAAACUGCCAAACCAUUUCGCAUCAUAUGACAACGGUGAACACUUUGAUAAGAUACUGCAAUGGACUUAUUGAUGAAUACGACAUAGAACAUAGGACAAAGCAGGCAAUGGUGGCAUGCUAUCCUGGUCAAGGUACAUGUUACAAAAGACAUGUAGACAACCCAAAUAAAGAUGGACGCUGUAUAACAACACUCUACUACUUAAACCCAGGAUGGACAGAGGAGAAAGGAGGUAUGCUAAAACUUUAUCCGGGAGGCAGUGAAGAGGCAGUGAAAAUUUUACCCAGGCUAGACAGGUUACUCCUGUUUUGGUCAGAUCGGAGAAAUCCACAUGAAGUGGAACCUUCUCAUGAUGUGAGAUAUGCUAUUACACUUUGGUACUUUGAUAAAAAUGAAAGAGCCAGGUUUAGAAAAAAACAAGAAGAGGAUGAAAGGAAAAAAGCAAUUCUUAGCCAACAGGAAAAUGGUAGCAAAGAUGGAAAAAAAGAUCUGGAAACUGCUGGAAGUAGUUGAGAUGUACAUACUGUUAACUUGUGGCAAGAAUUCUCAAUUGUAAUGACUGAACCCUCGCAGUUUGGAUCACAAAAUACUUUGAAGACUGGUGCUUCAUUAUCACCCAGUGAUGCUUAGAAGAUUUGCUUUGUGUACUUCAUUAUGCCAAAAUUAAAUAAGUGAUAGAAAAAAAGAAGAAAGUAUAAUUACUGACAACUUUAUUUACUGUGCAUUAAUAAGCUGUUUCAGGCAUUCAGUUAAUAAAACUGAGCAAAAUAGUAAAUGGCGCAAUGGUUGCAGCUAAGCAAAAAUGAUGGAGGUUUGGAUUGUUCAUUAUGCAACUCAACCCAAACUUCCCUGUUUUUUCUUUCUUUUCACUCCUCUGCUGCUAUUGUGCUGUUAACUAUCAAACUUUGUUUUAUGAACUGAACUGUCUGCCUAAAACAGAUUAGUGCAUCAAAAAAAAUCUACCUCAAACAGCACUGAAUGUUGUAUAAAUAUGGUAAUGUAUAACUGUCUUAAGGUGGCUCUGAAAUGAGCUUUGAGAAGAAAUGUAAAUGCUAGACAUACAAAACAGCAGGGAAGAAAACAUUGUUUUUGUGUUGAACACGGAUGACUUCUUAUUGUGAUCUUUUUGCUUGCACUUUACAUAGGAAGUCAAUUUCAGAGGCACCUUACAUUUUUGAAAUCCUAUACUUUUAAAUGUUGAUAUCUGGUGACAGAAUGCUUGUUUCUGUGUGUGCAAAAUUAUGUAUAACAGCUGUAUCAGAAUAGAAUAUGGCAAAUGUCUUGACUUGUAACUAUCUGAAAAGAUUUCAGUGCAAUUGUUGCAGUUUUGAAGAUUGGAAUUCUUUUAUUAAUUAAGCUUUGAGGAAACUGCUUUCUCAUAACUUAAUUUGUGCAGAGGCAAAAUUCUUAAAUCCUACUAUUUCAUCUAACAAGGUUAUUAAAUAGUUUUCACAGAGAAGAGGGGACUGGCUUUACAUAUCAUUAAUGUUAUUAAUGACAUGAAAAUGCGUAAACUUGUCACAAAAUAGAAACUUUUUAAGGGUACGGAUAGCUACUUUGAAGUGAUUACGUUGCAUUUGAUGAGUCUGACUCAGUAUAAGGAUUCUUUUUUUUGCAUGAUGACUCCUUUUGUCAUUUUGAAGAAAACAAUUUCAGCGUUAAUUGACAGCUAAAUUCCUUUGAUAGUAGAAUAUCAUACACAACCAGAUAGAUGCCUUGUGCAUUUUUUACCAGUCUGUGGAACACACAACAUUCCUUUGUGUUUACCACCUAAUUCCAAACUUUUCAGUUGACAACAGAAGUUACAAAUAGAUAGCAUUACUAUUGGCAAUUUAACUAUGAGGCCCAAGAAAAACGUCACAAUUUUAAAAACAUGCAGUCAUGUUCUUGAUCUAUAUCAGCAUGGUUAUCCUUCACUGUUCUCACACUGUGUAACAGAAAAUGAAAUGGCCAAGGAGGUUUGACUGUAAGUUAGUACUUGCCUAACAAAGAUUCAUGUUUAGAUAAAUAUUGGGAUAGAUUGACUGAAUUUCAGUUUAUGGCGUAGUUACCAAAUGAAAAUAACCCUUGACACUAUAUUAUUAUUAAACAUUCCCUAAUGUGCUUAAAGUAAGGAAGAAUAUGUUGGUUGGAAUCCAAAGAGAGCAAAAUUUAUUGCUUUGAAAAAUGGAACUUGAAAUGUGGAUAUGGGCACCUAUGUAUUGCUUCUGGAUUUUCCUGCUGUCCUGUCAAAAAAUAAAAAUUACAUCAAAAAAUUAUUAAAUAAAUGUACUUUGAAACUAGCA
Stylophora pistillata is the source of this 2933-nucleotide messenger RNA. RefSeq names its product prolyl hydroxylase EGLN3. Gene Ontology annotation, biological process: cellular response to hypoxia. The record is from RefSeq and is a predicted model, not a curated record. NCBI's taxonomy places the organism in Eukaryota, Metazoa, Cnidaria, Anthozoa, Scleractinia, Pocilloporidae. Gene Ontology annotation, molecular function: ferrous iron binding; peptidyl-proline dioxygenase activity; L-ascorbic acid binding.